AUGCGAAUCGUGCAGAUGCUUCCUGACAACACGCUUGUGGGGCGCUUCUUCUCGGUGGGCCACUCCAACAAUGAGGCCGACCAGUUCUUCAAGCUGCUGGAGAAGCACAAUGUCAAGGAGCUCGUGGAUGUGCGCAGCAUCCCCUCUAGUGGCAAAUUCCCGCACUUCAAGCGGAACGCACUUCAAGCUCAGUGCCAGCGCCGAGGCAUUGCCUACCGCCAUUGCCCGCAGCUGGGCAACAAAGGAGUAGAUGGUGGCAUCCUGGCCCUACUUGCCACCGAGGACGGCGCAGCAGCUCUGGAGAAGUUGGCCUCCAGCGCCCGCCAGGCCACGCUGCUGGGCCCGAAGACUGCGAUGAUGUGCGCCGAGGCAGAUUGGCACGAGUGCCACCGGCAAGUGGUGGCCCAGAGACUACUGGAGGAGUUCGGCAUAGUGGUCGCGCACAUCAAGCGCGACGGGUCGCUGGAGCACCAUCCCUCUGACCAUGUUCUGCCCCCGUACUUCGGGGCGGCCAGAGCUCCGACGUUGGCUCCCCGAUUUGCCUCCGCCUAUUCGGCAGAGGCCUUGUGCUGUGCAGAGCCUUCCCUCCAUGCUGGCUAUUCGCGUGCAGGCCCGAGCCUGGCUGGAACUGGGCACGGUGACGGGCCGCUUGGGGACCUCACGGCGUUUGCACCAAGGGAUCCCCUGCAGAUGCCGCAUACGCCUCCAGCGCCGGCUGCUGCGGAUCUGCCACCAGAGCCGCCGUCAUCCGAGGAUGCCAAACCCAAACGCCGGUGGAAGCGUGCCUGA
This is a messenger RNA of Symbiodinium necroappetens, 789 nucleotides long. NCBI's taxonomy places the organism in Eukaryota, Dinophyceae, Suessiales, Symbiodiniaceae. The record is from the annotation of a GenBank genome assembly.